Orcinus orca (killer whale) is the source of this 3224-nucleotide messenger RNA. RefSeq names its product ER degradation enhancing alpha-mannosidase like protein 2 (gene EDEM2). NCBI's taxonomy places the organism in Eukaryota, Metazoa, Chordata, Mammalia, Artiodactyla, Delphinidae. Gene Ontology annotation, molecular function: mannosyl-oligosaccharide 1,2-alpha-mannosidase activity; calcium ion binding. The coding region runs from base 1617 to 3161 and encodes 514 amino acids. Gene Ontology annotation, cellular component: membrane; endoplasmic reticulum. The transcript has 10 exons. The record is from RefSeq and is a predicted model, not a curated record. Gene Ontology annotation, biological process: endoplasmic reticulum mannose trimming; carbohydrate metabolic process; mannose trimming involved in glycoprotein ERAD pathway.
GGAGGAGCAAGGGGGCGGCCUAGGUCUGGCAGUCCGGUCCUAGGCGGGCGGGUAUGCUGGAGCUGGUGGCUUCAUGAUCUCACCGGUUCCAGAAAAACCUCCUAGCUAGCGUGGGGUCGCGUUCCCCCUAAUUCAGGCCAGCACCACCAGGAUCCACCCAGCCUCCUGGGAAGUUGGAUUCCCAUAGUGGAAAAAGGCUGGGUUAGCCUGGUGGUCUGGACCUCCGGGCUCUGGCCACAGCAGUGACAGACACCAGCUGUUAGGACUUGGGCAAAUCUCUGGAGGCUUAGGAUAUGUGGAAGGGCUUCAAAAAGUCAGAAGACCCAACCCCUUCAUGUUAUAAGUGGGCAAACAGGCCUAGGAGGGGAUGUAACUCUCCUAAACAUGAAAUUUCAGAGCCUUUGUUGUUAGUGUAACUGAAACCCACUUCCCCCAUUACCCUCACACCCCUGACUGCUUCUUGAGAUCUCAGCUCAAACUGUCACCUUAGCAUCAGUUCCCCUAAAUACCCACCCCGACAGGUCACUCUCACAAACCACCCUUUUUAUUUUCUUCGUAGCACUUCUCACUCUUAUACUGUCAUUUUCACUUAUGUGUUAGUUUGUCUUUCUCACUUCCACUAGAAGAAAAAUCUGUGAGAGAUGGAAUUCUCUGUCUUGUUCCUUGCUGAGUAAGUGAAGAAUCAUUGCAUUUAGCUGAAGCUAACCUUGAUUAAACACUGUGCUAAGCAUUUUACUUGUGUCAUCUCAUUUAAUUAACACCCCUAGGAGUUAAUUGCUGUUAUCUCUGUUUUACAAAUGAAUAUGCUAGGGACUGGAGAAAUUAAGCUCAACACAAAUUGUGCUGGUUUUCGUUUUUUAGUUGAAAAAAGUAAUACAAGUAAAUGGCAAAUUCAAGCAGUCCAAUAUCAUAUAAUAAAAUAAAUAUCUCCCAUACCCUAGAACUCCAACCACUGUUAACCUUCUUGUGUAUCCUUCCAGAAAUAUUUUUGGUUUAUACCAUCAUAUAGGUAUGUAUAUGUGUAUCUUUUAAAAUAACCUUUUAAAGGUGUAACUUAUAUAAAAUGCACCCAUUUUAAGUGUGUAGUGAGCACCAUCACAGGAUAGAGAACAUUUCUGUCACACUGGAAAGUUCCCUGGUGGCCCUUUAUAGUUAAUCCCUCCACCACCACUGGCCCAAAAAACUGCUAAUCUGCUUUCUGUCUAUAUUGUCUCUUUUUGAAAAAUGCAGUUAGAAUACGACACACGACACUGCCUAUUCUGUACCUUGUCUUUUUCAUUUAACUAUAUAAUUUGAAUGUCUUCCCCUUAGCCCAUAGAACUCUUGAUAACAAUCUUUUUGACCACCUCAUAGUUUCGCAUUGUUUGAAUGUAUUACAGUUUGGUUAAUCACUUUUCAACUGGUAUACAUUUGGGUUAUUUCUAGCUUUUUGCUGUUCUAAAAACAAUAUUGCCAUGAGCAUUCUCAAGGCUACAGUUCUGUGCACUGCGAGAUAAAUUCUUAGAUGUGGAAAGCCUGCGCUCUGAGAUACAAUCUUAUACUGCCUCCCUAUGGUGGAGAAGAAUGCCAGAGAAUAUAGGCAAUGUGUUUAACUACAGUCGAGCUAUUUGCAUGAGAUGUUAUACAUCAGCCCACCUCCCAGUUUUUCUCUGACUCUUAUUGAUGCUCUGGACACCUUGUUGAUUUUGGGGAAUGUCUCAGAAUUCCAAAGAGUGGUUGAAGUGCUCCAGGACAACGUGGACUUUGAUAUUGAUGUGAACGCCUCUGUGUUUGAAACCAACAUCCGAGUAGUAGGAGGACUUCUGUCUGCUCACCUGCUAUCAAAGAGGGCUGGGGUAGAAGUGGAGGCUGGAUGGCCCUGCUCGGGACCUCUCCUGAGGAUGGCUGAGGAGGCAGCCCGGAAACUCCUCCCAGCCUUUCAGACCCCCACUGGCAUGCCGUAUGGAACGGUGAACCUGCUUCGUGGCGUGAACCCAGGAGAGACUCCUGUCACCUGCACAGCAGGGAUCGGGACCUUCAUCGUGGAAUUUGCCACCCUGAGCAGCCUCACCGGUGACCCUGUGUUUGAAGACGUGGCCAGAGUGGCCCUGAUGCGCCUCUGGGAGAGCCGGUCAGAUAUUGGGCUGGUCGGCAACCACAUCGAUGUGCUCACUGGCAAGUGGGUGGCCCAGGACGCGGGCAUUGGGGCUGGCGUGGACUCCUACUUUGAGUACCUGGUAAAAGGAGCCAUCCUGCUUCAGGAUAAGAAGCUCAUGGCCAUGUUCCUAGAAUAUAACAAAGCCAUUCGGAAUUACACCCGCUUCGAUGACUGGUACCUGUGGGUGCAGAUGUACAAGGGGACUGUGUCCAUGCCAGUCUUCCAGUCUCUGGAGGCCUACUGGCCUGGUCUUCAGACCCUCAUUGGGGACAUUGACAAUGCCAUGAGGACCUUCCUCAACUACUACACCGUCUGGAAGCAGUUUGGGGGGCUCCCGGAAUUCUACAACAUUCCUCAGGGAUAUACAGUGGAGAAGCGAGAGGGUUACCCGCUUCGACCGGAACUCAUUGAGAGCGCCAUGUACCUCUACCGUGCCACGGGGGACCCCACCCUCUUAGAACUCGGAAGAGAUGCUGUGGAAUCCAUCGAAAAAAUCAGCAAGGUGGAAUGUGGAUUUGCCACAAUCAAAGAUCUGCGAGACCACAAGCUUGACAACCGCAUGGAGUCUUUCUUCCUGGCCGAGACCGUGAAAUACCUCUACCUGCUGUUUGACCCGACCAACUUCAUCCACAACAAUGGCUCCACCUUCGAUGCGGUGAUAACCCCCUACGGGGAGUGCAUCCUGGGGGCAGGGGGUUAUAUCUUCAACACUGAAGCACACCCCAUUGACCCCGCCGCCCUGCACUGCUGCCGGAGGCUGAAGGAAGAGCAGUGGGAAGUAGAAGAUCUGAUGAGGGAAUUCUACUCUCUCAAACGGAAUAGGUCGAGAUUUCAGAAAAAAACAAUGAGCUCAGGGCCAUGGGAACCCCCAACAGGGCCAGGGACAUUGUCCUCCCCUGAAAACUAUGACCAGGCAAGGGAGAAGAAGCCCACCAAGCAGAAAAUCCCACUUCUCAGCUGCCCUAGUCAGCCCUUUACCUCAAAGUUGGCAUUACUGGGACAGGUUUUCCUAGAUUCCUCAUAACCACUGGAUGAUACUUUGUUUGUUUCUGAAACUAAACUAUAACAAUAAAUCUGCUUUUGAUGA